AGAAACGCCGGCGGGUGGGGCGGGGGCUGGCGAUCGCGCCUCCCUGAGGAAUCUGCCCCGCCCCCCAGUCCCACAUACAGCUGCCUCCCUUCCCCCAGUGCGCAUGCCCGCUGUCCUCUGUGGGCUCCUCCAAUCCUUCCCCCUCCAGUGGCGACACCCCGGCGGGCAAAACCAUUCACGCAACGUUGGGGGCUGUGUUAGCGCCUGCGUCUCUUUAACCCUGCCUUCCGCGAGAGGGCUUCCGUCGCCCCCGACAGUUUUUGACUCUGCGGCAGAAGGCUCGUUUACUGCCACUAUUUAUGUUGGUUUGGAGUUGUCUGUCCGCCUUCCCCACCCCAUCCCUCACCCCUGGACAGUAGCUGGUCUAUCCCAAGAUGGCGGCGGUUCCGGAGCUGCCGUAAAGCACAGUUCCGGGCUAGGCCGGCCCACGUGGGAGUGAGCCAGACUCGGGGCCUCCUGUAGCGAGGCCCUCCCCAGUGCUGUGCAGAGCGUGCGCGCGCCGCUGCACCCGCUUCCGCGCCAUGCCUCACAGAAGGAAGAAACCCUUUAUAGAGAAAAAGAAAGCUGUAACAUUUCAUCUGGUACACAGAAGUCAGAGGGACCCUUUGGCAGCUGAUGAUACUGCACCUCAGAGAGUUCUGUUGCCUUCGCAGAAGGGAGAUGAGGAACAGAAGAGAGAAGAGCAGAGGAAAUAUGGGGUGUUUUUUGAUGAUGACUAUGACUAUUUGCAGCAUCUAAAAGAAGCCUCUGGUCCCUCAGAGCUAGUCCUGUCUGAUGUGUCUGGUCAACAGAACAGGAUUAUAGUGAGAGGGGAAGGAGAGAGAGAGGAAGAAAAUCAACAAAUUCCAGCUCCUGCUAUUAAGUUGCCUUCCUCAGUGUUUGCCUCAGAGUUUGAAGAGGAUGUGGGACUGUUAAAUAAAGCUGCUCCUGUUUCAGGACCCCGUUUGGAUUUUGACCCUGAUAUUGUCGCAGCUCUUGAUGACGACUUUGACCUCAGUAAUCCAGAUAAUCUUCUCGAAGAUGACUUUGUGCUAAAGGCCAAUGAGCCAGGGAAAGAGGACUGGAAAGGAGAGGAUUGUCGGGGCUCUGAUACUGAGGAUGAAGAUGAGUGGGAGGAUAUGGAUGAUGAUGGAAAGGACAACAACGGUAGUGAUGAAGAUUAUGAUUCAGAGGGUCCUUUGUCAGAUGAUGAGGGAGUUAGUGGAGAGAUGAAAGAGUUUCUUUUCAUGCAAGAGGAGACCAAGAGCCGUUUCACAGAAUACUCCAUGACUUCAUCCGUAAUGAGAAGGAAUGAACAGUUGACCCUGCUAGAUGAGAGAUUUGAGAAGUUCUUUGAACAGUUUGAUGACGAUGAGAUCGGAGCAUUGGAUAAUGUGGAAUUAGAAGGCUUUAUUCACACAGACAGCACUCGGUUGCAAGAAGUCCUGAAUGAUUACUACAAAGAGAAAGCUAAGGACUGUGUGAAACCUGAUGCUCUUGAACCAAGAAAGGAUUUAGAUUCUCCCCUUAAUGAGAAGGGUGAGGAAGAAGAAGAAAUCAUAACUUUAGUUAUUGAGGAACCCAAAGAGAAGUGGGAUUGUGAAUCCAUUUUGAGUACAUACUCAAACUUGUAUAAUCAUCCAAAACUUAUUGAGGAGCCAGCAAAGGCCAAACCAAUCAAAAUUUCUCAGAAGAGUGGAAUCCCACUGGAUAUCUUGCCUCAGAGAGGUCUUACGGCUAAGCAGACUGAAUGCAUGCAAAUGAUUGAUCAAAGUGAUCUGCCAAGAGUAUCCACACAGCCACGUUCCAAAAAUGAGAGCAGAGAGGAUCGAAAAGCUAGAAAACAAGCUAUAAAGGAAGAACGAAAGGAACGCAGAGUGGAGAAGAAAGCCAACAAAUUAGCCUUCAAGUUGGAAAAAACAAGACAAGAAAAAGAACUGCUCAAUCUGAGACAGAAUGUCCAAGGGCUCAAGCUGUCAUAGUGGAACUGAUGACUUUCAUAUUGUGGGAAGUUCUUUGCGUUGUUUUGUGCUAGGAUCUUGGGAAGACGCUGACUCUUUUAACCUUGUCUGAUCAUGGAUAGAAGUUCAUAACAUGGUAUUUGAAUUUUUCUAUAACCAGAUCAAGUAAUUUACCAUCUCUUUUUAAAUGUAAACAGCUGAAACAAUUUUUGGUUACAAAUUAAAAUUUACAGUAGUAUUUUUCUGUCAUGGACAUAACAUGGCAGCUAUUUAUAAACUGAGUUGCACUGGGAGUGUUUUAUGGUACUUAAAUUACAGAAAAAUAUAUAUUUUCUAUGCAGCAGGUUUUGUACAUAUUGAGAAUUUUACUAUUGUGAUUCAAGAGAUCUCGGUGCUGUUUCUGAAUUAGAUUUACCUAUCUGAAUGUGCAUAAAAUAAUUCUUUUCCUCCCUUUACAAUGGUAUUUACAUGCAGACUCGGUUGGAAACCAUGCUUAGGCAUUAGUACGGUUCUGUACAUCAAGAAUAUGCAGUAUUUUCUCCCAAGCCCUGUCUGAAGUAUCUAUUGCUGUUUGAAUACUAUUGUGAAGCAUAUUGGAAAAUCGUAUUUUAAGAGAGAUGUUUAGAAAACAGUUGUGAAUUUAGACAACCCUUAAAUUUAAAUAAAUUUCCAUUUCAUUUGGCGGGUGAAAUAAUUAAAGAUAUUUAAUGGAAGAUUUAGCUUGUGCAUUUAAAAUCAAAGUUAGCAACAUUAACAUCAUAAUUUCCUCAUGAAAUUAACUUGGCUGUAUUGAACAGUCUUGCAUACAGUGUUUGCUAUAAAAUAUUCAAAAAGAAAUAAGUCAAAACUAUACACAACCAGAAAAAAAGGAGUAGAGUAUGCUACAUGUAUGUGAUACAACAAAAAUUCUGUUGCAUUUCCUGACUUUCUGGGACCUUAACUCUGAAGCCUUAGAAGUGCACUGUGAGGGAGCUAAACUAAAAUGCAACCUUUGGUGCUGUAUGGGGUCUAAAUCCUCUAUGUCCUAGGCAGGAACCUCUUGGAGAUAGGCGGUGGCUCAUCCUAAUCAGACACCAUAAACACCUUUGUUCUGACUCUAGCAUUGAAUCUGCAUUGGCUUUGAUGGCUGUCAUUCUGUUGACGGCAAUGGACCUAUACAUCUCAGAAAGGUGAGCAAGCGUUGCCCCUUUAUGAGCAGAAAAGGGAAGUACCUCAUCUUUGUAGUUCCACAGGACCACAACACGAACAUUCGUUUAUGCCAUCUUGCCAUGGCAAGCUCAAUGUAAAAGUCUCUGUGUAUGUGGCUUAUGAGUGGGAGAUUCUGGUAGAAUCAUAACCUGUUGCUAGGAUUUCGGGUGCUAUUUUUGGAAGAGUUCUGGAUUGGUGCCCAGGAUAUAAGGGGAGAGAAUUUAAAUUACAGUUAGCUAAAUCCUGAGCACUUUAGGACUGGUGCCUGUGAGGCUUAAAAA
Molecule: messenger RNA, 3409 nt
Organism: Dermochelys coriacea (leatherback sea turtle)
Lineage: Eukaryota; Metazoa; Chordata; Testudines; Dermochelyidae
Gene: LTV1
Product: LTV1 ribosome biogenesis factor
Exons: 11
Coding region: 522-1961 (479 amino acids)
Biological process (GO): ribosomal small subunit export from nucleus; ribosomal small subunit biogenesis
Cellular component (GO): cytosol; nucleus; preribosome, small subunit precursor
Source: RefSeq, a predicted model, not a curated record